Daucus carota subsp. sativus is the source of this 1488-nucleotide messenger RNA. Its product is annotated as protein arginine N-methyltransferase PRMT10. Gene Ontology annotation, molecular function: protein-arginine N-methyltransferase activity. The coding region runs from base 128 to 1264 and encodes 378 amino acids. Lineage: Eukaryota; Viridiplantae; Streptophyta; Magnoliopsida; Apiales; Apiaceae. The transcript has 8 exons. The record is from RefSeq and is a predicted model, not a curated record. Gene Ontology annotation, biological process: peptidyl-arginine methylation. Gene Ontology annotation, cellular component: nucleus.
GACACACUAAAACCCUUUCUAUAUUUAUCCCCCUCUUCCCCUCUCUCUGCCUCCUUGUCAAGAAACAACUUUAGGGUUUAAGCAAACCUAUACACACAACCCAAACCUAUACAUACAACCCAAAAUUAUGAACACUUCUACAUCAAACGGCGUCGUUGCAAACAGGAGCAAUGGGGGCAGACCCAUUGUUGACAAAGAAGUUGAUUUUGCAAACUAUUUCUGCACUUACGCCUUUCUUUAUCACCAAAAAGAGAUGCUUUCUGACCGUGUUCGUAUGGAUGCUUAUUACAAUUCCAUCUUCAGAAACAAAUCCCAUUUUAUUGAUAAGGUUGUGUUGGAUGUAGGUACGGGAAGUGGCAUUUUGGCAAUAUGGGCAGCUCAAGCAGGUGCCAAGAAGGUCUAUGCGGUGGAAGCUACCAAGAUGGCAGAUCAUGCACGUGAACUAGUCAGAGCAAAUAAGCUUCAGGAUGUUGUUGAUGUGAUUGAGGGAUCAAUUGAAGAUGUUAUACUACCGGAAAAAGUUGAUGUAAUAAUCUCUGAGUGGAUGGGAUACUUUCUUCUGCGUGAAUCGAUGUUUGAUUCUGUUAUCUGUGCUCGUGACCGCUGGCUUAAACCAACAGGCGCCAUGUACCCAAGUCAUGCACGCAUGUGGUUGGCGCCUAUUAGAUCUGGCUUAGGAGAUCAUAAAAUGAGCGAUUAUGAAGGUUCAAUGGAUGAUUGGCAAUAUUUUGUGGACAAUACCAAGAAUCAUUAUGGAGUUGAUAUGGGUGUUCUUACUAAGCCUUUUUCUGAGGAGCAGAAAAAGUACUAUCUGCAGACGUCCUUGUGGAACAAUCUUCAUCCAAAUCAAGUUAUUGGAACUGCUGCAAUAAUAAAGGAGAUUGAUUGCUUAACAGUAACUGUUGAAGACAUUCUUGUUGUCACAGCAUCUGUUUCAUCAUCUAUUAUUAAAGAAGAAACCAGGCUUUGCGGUUUUAGUGGCUGGUUUGAUGUACAUUUUCGAGGAAGCAAAGAGAAUCCAGCUGAGCAGGAGAUUGAGUUGACAACUGAACCGAGUGAAAAUAACACCACUCAUUGGGGACAGCAGGUGUUUCUCAUCCAUCCUCCUACUCAUGUUCGUUCUGGGGAUGAUCUAAAUAUUAAUUUUGCUAUGAGUCGUUCUAAAGAAAACCAUAGAUUGAUGGAGGUUGAUCUCGGCUGUGAGGUUAAGCAGUCGUCUGGAAAGCUACUUCAAUCUUUCAAACACAAGUUUUUCAUCGAGUAAAAAGAAUUUAUAUGCCUCCAAGAAAUAUAGAGGUUCGCAUCCAGGGACACAAGACCCAGAGACCAGAGUUUUACUGCUGAUUGUAUUUUCAUCUUAUACAUUGUGCAUCCAGAAGAGCUAAAUUUUAUUGCCAGUACAAUGUACUGUUGUCUCUUUUAUGUAUUCUGUUAUUUUGAAAUGUAUUAUCAUCUCCUUCCAUCUCAGAUAUGCAGUUAGUUUUUACA